Priapulus caudatus is the source of this 1665-nucleotide messenger RNA. RefSeq lists its product as uncharacterized. The coding region runs from base 1 to 1665 and encodes 554 amino acids. The record is from RefSeq and is a predicted model, not a curated record. The transcript is spliced from 5 exons. NCBI's taxonomy places the organism in Eukaryota, Metazoa, Priapulida, Priapulimorpha, Priapulimorphida, Priapulidae.
AUGUCUAGUGCAACCACUGACCGCAUAAAUGUCAAUGUACUUGUCACACCUGUCUCGACCGCAUUGCUAGAUAUAUGCACCGAUAUUUCUCUAACGAAAGCGUUGUCGUCGUGGCAACUUCAGGUUCACGGCCGCGUCGUCGUGGCGACGCCGCUGAAGGGCUGCGGAACGCUGGCCAAUGCUGAUGAAAUGAAAGGAGCUAUCGGCAUCGUCGAGCGCGGCGACUGCAUGUUCGUUGAGAAGGCGAGGAACCUCGUGAAGGUGGGCGCCAUCGCCGGCAUCGUGCUAGACAACAACCUCGGCACUAGCAGCAGUACAGCGCCGAUGUUUGCAAUGUCGGGCGACGGCAGCAAGGACAUCUUCAUCCCCAUGGUGUUUCUCUUCCAAGCCGAGAGUCAGAUCUUGCUGCACGCGCUCGGCACGCACACAGACCUGCAGGUUCUCAUGACGGACGCAAUCCCGACGAGCGGCGCUGCCGGCACUGCAGAUAAGGGCAGCAAGUUGGCAGACGAAACAUUAUCGGCAAGGACUGACGGAGUGACGGUGCAGUUGGUGGACAUUGACGACGAUGGAACCCGCCUCAUAAACACGCAGAAGCGGUUCUUCGUCGCAGACGAAGAUGACGCCGAUCAGCAGAGGUCGACGACGCAGCAGCAGCAGUCGGACGGUCAGCCGCGGCUCGUUACCGCCGACAACGUGCACAUGAGCGUCGUUGAGAUGAAUCCUGGGAUCAACUUCAUGCAGCUGCGCGUCGAGGAGGCCUACACGGAUGCGUGCACGGCAACCAGCAUCGAUCAGCAGGUGCGCACGAGUGUGGAGCGGAGCGGGCAGCUGCGCAGUAUCAUCACCAUGCAGCGAGACAGCGACAACAUCCGUCGCUUCCACCUCCGCAUCGCCGACGCUACCGCCCCCGCGUCGCCCAGCGCAGCCGACUCGAUCGCAGCGCAAGAUGUAGAAGACGACGACGGCGACGUCGGCAACGACGACAAGUUUAGUGUCACCGGCGGUUACGGCGGUGACAACAGCGGUGACAACAGCGGUGACAACAGCGGUGACAACAGCGGUGACAACAGCGGUGACAACAGCGGUGACAACAGCGGUGAUAGUAGCCGCGGUGGAGAGAAGCGCAGCAGCGACAGGCGCGGAGUAGACCGGGAGGCGGACAAGGCGGCGCAGCGGGAGCGGGAGCGCGUGACGGCGCGCAUGCGGCGGCUGCUGUGGCGCCGCACGAACCUGCGCGAGCUGCCGCGCGCGCACGUCUACAUCGCCGCCAUCGCCCGCCUCGUCGACGUCGCCCUCGGCGGCGACCGCUCGCUCACGCCGCCGCAGCAGCGCGCCCUGGUGGAGCUCGCGCAGCUCGUGCGCACGCGCGAUCCCCCCGCCCCCUCCGGCGGCGCCCCCGCGGCGCUCGAGCUCGACCUGGGGUCGGGCGGCGGCGGCGGCGAACGGACGAUGCACGACGACAUUGAAACGAUGCUCGCGAAGCACGCUGACGCGCUGCCGACGAACACGCGCGGAGAGGUGCACUUCCGCGUCGUCCGCGGCGGCGCGCCCGAGACGCUCAGGGUCAAGGUCGCGCCAGAGGUCGCGGAGGCGGGCCGUGAGGGGACCGCAGCAGCGGAGGAGGAGGAGGAGGAGGAGGAGAGGCGCCGCGAUGAGUUGUGA